AUGUGGCAAGGUAAUGGCUCCUCCACCUCCGACUUUAUUCUCCUUGGGCUCUUCUCUGACUCUCAGCACCCCGGCCUCUUCAUCACCAUCAUCCUCUUGCUGCAUGGGAUGGCUGUUGUGGGGAACUUGGGCCUGGCCCUGCUCAUCUGGGCCAGCGCCCGCCUGCACACACCCAUGUACAUCCUGCUCAGCCAGCUCUCCGUCAUGGACCUGACUCUUGUCUCCACCACUGUCCCCAAGACGGUCUCGGACUUCUUCUUGGGACACAGAGGCAUCUCCCCUGUUGGCUGUGCACUGCAACUCUUUCUCUACCUGAUGCUAGGGGUGGCCGAGUGUGUCCUGCUGACCCUCAUGGCCUUGGACCGCUACUUGGCCAUCUGUAAGCCCCUCAGAUACUCUCUCAUCAUGACCCCCCGAGUCUGUAUGCAAAUGGCCACAGGCUCGUGGGCUGGGGGCGUGCUCGUCUCCCUCGUGCACACGAUGUAUGUCAUGCACUUCUCCCUCUGUGGGUCCCGUAGAGUCCAGCACUUCUUCUGUGAGGUCAUGGCCCUGUUGAAGCUCUCCUGUGAGGACACCUCCACCUACGAGAAGAUGGUGCUGGCGUCCGGCAUCGCUUUCCUUCUCAUCCCUUUUGGACUCAUCCUGACCUCCUACAUCCUCAUCCUCUUCACUGUCCUCCACAUGAAUUCCCCUGAUGGCAGGAACAAAGCCCUGGCCACCUGCUCCUCCCACCUGGCUGUGGUCAGCCUUUACUUUGGUCCAGCCAUGGUCAUCUACAUGACCCCGGGGGCCAUCCUGCCCCCAGAGGUGGACCAGCGUCUCUUCGUGUUUGACGUUGUCAUCACCCCCAUGCUGAACCCUCUCAUCUAUAGCCUGAGGAACAAGGAUGUGCUGUGGGCCCUGAAGAAAGUUCUAGGGAGCAGGCUGAUGCUCAAACAGAAAAGAUGA
Molecule: messenger RNA, 948 nt
Organism: Ochotona princeps (American pika)
Lineage: Eukaryota; Metazoa; Chordata; Mammalia; Lagomorpha; Ochotonidae
Product: olfactory receptor 2AG2-like
Exons: 1
Coding region: 1-948 (315 amino acids)
Biological process (GO): G protein-coupled receptor signaling pathway
Cellular component (GO): membrane
Molecular function (GO): olfactory receptor activity; G protein-coupled receptor activity
Source: RefSeq, a predicted model, not a curated record